This is a messenger RNA of Penicillium angulare, 222 nucleotides long. RefSeq lists its product as uncharacterized. Lineage: Eukaryota; Fungi; Ascomycota; Eurotiomycetes; Eurotiales; Aspergillaceae. The transcript has 2 exons. The record is from RefSeq and is a predicted model, not a curated record. Bases 1 to 222 code for a protein of 73 amino acids.
AUGCCAGCCGCAAACCCAAACACCUCCCAUUCUGCCAAAAAGCCCAUGGGGCCAGGAGACAAAAGAAUCGUCCUUGGAUUAGAAAACCUCUCGGUGAUUCCACUUCAAUUAUCCAGUAUCGCAAAAAAGGAUAUACACGAAGCUGAGUGCUGCGAAAGAGGGAUUCGAUUUUCACAGAGUGUGAAGGGGAAGGAGAGAGGAGAUUAUCAAAUUUCAGACUAG